Acromyrmex echinatior (Panamanian leafcutter ant) is the source of this 2506-nucleotide messenger RNA. RefSeq names its product pituitary homeobox homolog Ptx1 (gene Ptx1). Gene Ontology annotation, cellular component: nucleus. Gene Ontology annotation, molecular function: RNA polymerase II cis-regulatory region sequence-specific DNA binding; DNA-binding transcription factor activity, RNA polymerase II-specific. Lineage: Eukaryota; Metazoa; Arthropoda; Insecta; Hymenoptera; Formicidae. Gene Ontology annotation, biological process: anatomical structure morphogenesis; regulation of transcription by RNA polymerase II. The record is from RefSeq and is a predicted model, not a curated record.
UCCCGGAGUGGCGAACGAGAAUUCGGAAGUGGUGAUAAUAUAGAUCGUGGUGUCACGAGGGUGCAGUGCUCGUCCAUCGCGUGCAAUUAAAAUUAUCGCCGUAACUUUGAUUGGUGACAGAAGCGGAUGUCGGCUCUUGGUGAACGUCUCGCCGGAGAGAGUGGAUGAUGAAAGGAGUAGUGGUCAAUGUAGUGUUAGAUAUUGUAGGGAACUUUUGAUUACGUCUACAAACAUUCUACGUUCUAUUUGAUCUACGAACGCUUCGAUGACACUCGCAGAGAGGACGUAAAAGCGUGAAGAAGAAUCGUGACAAAUCGUGAAUACUCGACUCCAGCAAAGUGAGAAACAACAGCAAAAAUUCAACAGAUAAAAACGGAGCAAGAGAAGUAGAUGAAUGAGUUCAUCUACUUCAAGUGGAAGAUAUUUAUGAGGAUGAUAGUGAUAGUAGGUCAGCCUACUUAAGCGACGUAUUUUAUAGCUCUUCUAGUUUUUUUUUUACAUAAUAUAGUGACAUUGAACCGACAAUUUGCCUAAUUUAUCAAGUCUCCAUGUGUCAUAGCGCGGCGUGUCAUUCACGUGAAUCCCGCGCUACAUUUCAGAGUCUUGCCGUGAAUUCGCGACCGUCCACGUAAUUCCCGUCGGUCCAUCUCGAAUACCUCCAGCGCGUAAAAAUGUCGCGUAUAUCUUGUAUACGUUUAUCUUGUCAAUGAUACGACAGAAUCGGAGCGCCGACGGUAUAACGAACACGCUGUAAAAACUGUAAUCUCUAAAAAAGAGAGAAUUAUACGAGUAUAAUCUCCUUACAAACCUAUGGAAGAAUCCAUAAACCUCAUUAUUGACUAUAUUAACAUCCGCGUAUUGUAUUGUCUGAUAGAAACCGAUGCGUCAAAAUUUUCAUGAUAAGUACUCUUUUCGAAGGAAACAAGCCGCUUGAUGUUUUUCGAUUGAUAAUCGCCUUUAAAAAACUAUCACGCAAAUUCGUGGUUGGCGACAUUCUCUGAUCUACGAGACAGGGAGGACGCUUGAAUGUGUCCUUAGAAGGAGCCAACGAGCAAACCGUGAUCGCGCUGAUUCACGGCCUCUCGUGGGCCAGGUUGAUCGUGUCACCAAGUUGUAAGGAACAGUCAACACGACGUUAACCUUCUAUAGUAUGGAGCGGGGCGGCGGGGCCGGGGGGAGCCUCGAACUCGCCGGAGGCGGCGGCGGUGGCGGCGGAGGCGGCGGCGGUGGCGGAGGCAAUACGGAUUUGUGUCUGCAGGAUCUCGUAAUCGGACCUCCGAGCAGCCUCUCGGUGCAGCAUCAUCAGCACGCGGCAACCGCCUCGAUGGCCGGCCUGCACGGCGACCAUCUUCAGGGCGCGAUGCACCACCAUGAUCUCCACGGUAAUUCGCAUCACGAUACCUCGAUGCUGCACAAUUCCAGCCACCAGCUGCACCAUGAGCCGCUGGAGAAACUUAAACUCUGGGCGCAGAGUGACUUCGGGGAUGAAACCAAUGGGGGCCUCGCGAGGCUCGACGCGGGUCAUGGCGCUCACACCCCCGGUGGUAGCAAUCCUAGUACACCGGGAGCGACCCCCACGACACCCUCCGGUGGAUAUUCCACCGGACAGCCGAGGAACCGUACGAACGCAACUCACAGGCCGGAUAUUCGAAAAGGUGUACGAACACCACCAGAAGUGAAACACGAAUUGGGUGCUGCUGGUGGCGUUGUUUCUCCUGGGGUAGUUGGAGUCAACGAUACCGACGAUAAGGAUGGGAAAAAGAACAAAAGGCAAAGGCGACAAAGGACACAUUUUACGCAACAUCAGCUUCAGAAUCUGGAGAUGACAUUUCUGAGAAACCGGUAUCCAGAUAUGUCAACCAGAGAAGAGAUAGCUUGCUGUACGAAUCUUACGGAAGCUCGUGUCAGGGUCUGGUUCAAGAACAGGCGGGCGAAAUGGCGGAAGAAGGAGCGCAACGCGAUGAACGCCGCCGCGCAGGCCGCAGCGGAUUUCAAGUCGGGCUUCAGUACAGCCAGUCUGAACGGCUUCAUCACCCAACCGUUUCCAGAUCCCGACACUCUCUACAGUUCGUAUAGCACGUACAACAACUGGGCGGCCAAAGUACCAUCGCCGUUGAGCGGCAAGAGCUUUCCCUGGAUGAACACUCUGGGCUCAGUUGUGCCUGCGGCAUCGCAUCAUCAUCAUCACGCUCAGGUCAGCCCAGUGAAUCCCUUUAACGCCGCAGCGACGUCGGUCGCAGGCAGCCACGUGGGCGGCAUGUCAGUUUCGGUCGGUCAAGCGGCCACGUCCAUGUUACCGGGCAUGGGUUCUGGUCUCGGUGUCGCGCGCUCGCCGGUCGCCGCGUCCGCGGGGGCUACGUCUAGCCCCCAUCAUCACAGCGUAACGAAUCCGAAUUCUGGAAGUUCCCUCAGCGGCGGCAGUAAUCAAGUGGUGCCUCCGUCCGCCACUGCGGCGGCCGCCGCUACAGGUCAGCCGAGCGACAAUCAGCUCAGGUCGCAAGAGUGA